Messenger RNA from Neoarius graeffei (lesser salmon catfish), 5063 nucleotides. It is a transcript of the gene pwwp2a, whose product is annotated as PWWP domain containing 2A. Gene Ontology annotation, cellular component: nucleus. NCBI's taxonomy places the organism in Eukaryota, Metazoa, Chordata, Actinopteri, Siluriformes, Ariidae. Bases 20 to 2863 code for a protein of 947 amino acids. Gene Ontology annotation, molecular function: histone binding; chromatin binding. The record is from RefSeq and is a predicted model, not a curated record. The transcript is spliced from 3 exons.
GUUGCAAAGCGGAAAGAAAAUGGCGGCCGUGGCUACAGAGCCAGGAGCUGCUGCAUCAACAACAACAGUAGGGGACGGGCUCGAGUACGAAGCGGAGCCGAGCGAGCAUGUGGCCGGUUUAGAGUCGGACUCGGCGGCGGGCUUCGUCCCGAAAAUGGAGCUGUGUCACCAGGCUGAGAGUGUGGAUGCAGUUCAGGAAUGCAGUCAGGUCCGAAGGCCGGAGAAGGCGCUCCGUGUGGACCCGGAGGAUGGACACAGAGGCUCGGUGCUCACGGACUGGACUCAGAACGACACCGGGCUUGCAGAGGAGCGGCUGGAAGAGUCGGGUUCUCCAAACGCACCAGCUGCUAAUAACGAGGUCAGUCCACAGAAGUCCAUCUCCUGCUUUGAGGAGCCACCAGAUCCUUCCUCUCAUCCUGCUCAUGAACCCGAGACUGGACCGGCCGUGACUCAACCAGUCCACAGUGAUCCCGAACCAGUAUCUCCUGCUGAUCUGGUCGCAUCAGAGACACAUCACAGUGAUGAUGAUGAUGAUCCCUGCUCCGACUCCAAACCUGCAGAAGAUGCUUUCCAUGAGUCUCCCAAACCUCAAUCCACUUCAUCAAGUUACACAAGUGACUCUUCUAACAUCUCCACUAAAGACUCUGUCCAACACCAACACCAUCCUCACCCUCACCCUUAUCUUCACCCUCACACCUCUCCAGAACCUCCAGAUGACCAUUCAGACUCGGCUAUGAGAGCAGAGCCUGAGCAGAAAGUGUGUCCAGAAACUGUAGACAGACAGCCUGAGACGAUCUGCGGGCUCGUACCUGGUUCUGAGGUCCGGGUCUCACUGGAUCACAUCAUCGACGAUGCACUUGUUGUGUCGUUUCGUUUAGGCGAGAAGAUCUUCUCUGGCGUGCUCAUGGACCUUUCCAAAAGUGAGAUUCAUCCUCUGGAUUUAACCCAUCUGAAGCAGCGAACGCACACAGAGCAGUGGGCAGCGCCCGGGGAGCAGUCAGGGGUUCGAUUUGGACCCUAUGGCAUUCCGAUAACUGUGUUUCCCAAGAGAGAGUACAAGGACAAACCAGAAUCUAUGCAGCUUAAGACUGAGAAGGGAGUCACUCGAGGAACACCUGACGUUCUUUCAGAGGAACCUGUACAGGGCUCUUCAGUGGCUCAACCCAGUCCUAACCCUGAGCCCAACCCAUGGACCGUAAAACCACCCCCUUUGUUUCAGGAGGGGGCUCCUUACCCACCUCCACUGUUCAUCAGGGACACGUACAACCAGUCGUUACCUCAGCCUCCACCUCGCAAGAUCAAACGGCCGAAGCGCAGGUUAUACAGAGAGGAGCCCACCUCUAUUAUGAAUGCCAUUAAGCUUCGACCGAGACAAGUGCUGUGUGAUAAAUGUAAAGGGGCUGUGGUACAAGGGGAGAAGCGUGAAACACGCAGAGGCCCUAUAUCAGACUGCCGGAGUGAUGAUGCAAAGCGUCGGCGAAAUGAGAGCGCAGCUCCGGGUUCUGGGAAGCGGCCUCGCAACGAGGCACGCUCAGAGGACAGGAGCCGCUCAGCCGACGUGCCCAAGAGGCAAGCUGCAGCGAUACGGGUCACUUCUUCAACCCCGUCCACCUUGGGCCAGAGCCAAGUAAAAGGAACAGCUGCAGGGAGCCGAGUGAUUAAAGGAGUGCCUGCCACAGCACCAGCCUCAGCCAACUCCCGAGUCCAGCUCAGUGCCAAGAAAGUGCUGCAGAGUAAAAAUGUUGACCACUCGAAGGCACGUGAAGUUCUAAAGAUGGCCAAAGCACAGAAAAGGCAGAGGGAAUCGGUCACCAGCAGCAGCGGGAACACGAAGGCCAUGACGAGGGCCGCGGCUCUUCAGGAGGCCCACCAGAAAGUCCACUUCACCCGCCGACUGCAGCAGACCAGUGGAGGAGGACCAGGCAUGUCCAACCCGCUGCCACCCAGGAUGCGCAUCAAGCCUCAAAGGUAUCGUAACGAAGAAAAUGAUUCUUCCUCAUGUAAGCCACCUUGCUUGGAGAAAGUGUCGGGAGGAGGGCGUUUAACGCUGCCUAAGCUAGCUGCUCCUCGCUGCACCUCCACACGCUCCGCUGGCCAGGCCACUGAGCCUCAGGGGCCAGACAGAGAGCUGGAUCCCCCGUUGAGGCAGGUGCGACCCAAACCCCAACCACUCUCCCAGCCACCUUUGGACCACAGCAAACCCCAGCCUGAGCCAGAGGAACAGGGGCAGGAGAUGCGUGGGAGCAAGGCUAGCAACCUGGUGGUGUACAUGACCCUGAAACCCAGGCAGCCCGACUCCUCUAGUACGUCCAUGUGCAGCAUCGAUAGUGCAGAUGACUUAAAGUCAUCAAACUCUGAGUGUAGCUCGACCGAGACCCUUGACUUCCCUCCUCCUGGUGAUUUUCGAUCUGCCUCUGCUCCCGGCACAUCUUCCACAUUCGUCUCUGCCUCAUCCUCUGCUCCCAAGGAUUCAAAAAAGCGCAGUAAAUCCCUCAAAGCUGCAGUUUUUUCCAAAAAUGUCUCGAAGUGUGUUGCUCUGGAUGGCAGGACCAUUUGCGUAGGGGACAUUGUAUGGGCUAAAAUCCUUGGCUUUCCUUGGUGGCCUGCCCGCAUCCUAGCUAUCACAGUGAGCCGCAAAGAUAACGGCCUGUUAGUCAGGCAGGAGGCCCGCGUCUCCUGGUUCGGGUCGCCUACCACUUCCUUCCUGGCAAUUACUCAGCUCGCCCCCUUUCUAGAAAACUUCCAGUCUCGCUUUGACAAGAAGAGAAAGGGCCUGUACCGUAAAGCCAUCACAGAGGCCGCCAAGGCAGCCAAACAGCUCACGCCCGAGGUUCGCGCCUUGCUAACUCAGUUUGAGACGUGAGUCUGUGUGCCUUUGAAAGGUAGGCAAAGCAGGUGCCGCUUUUGCCCCGUACCCCUUUCAGAAAAGAAAGAAUACAAACUCUUCACCCCUUAACCGUACCCAGCCACCUUGCAGAGAGAAACGCAAAAAGUGUCAGGCCAGUCAACCAGGACUCCAUUUAUUUUCAUGGGUAAAGCAGGAAUUAGGGGGUCUGGGGAGUUGAAUGUUGUUGGAAGUUGACUAUGAUGAUGAUGAUGAUGAUAGGAAAUGGUUGUCAUGAUUCAUGUGCCGAAGUAUUCUCAUGUAUAAUUUAACUUUCUGUUGAGCCCAUAUGCCAUAUUGAAUCUAUCGUUUGAUAUUUUCACGUCAGUAUAUUACUGUAUUAGUGCAUAAUUAAGCCUUUUUUUCUUCCCAGAUCACUCAUUUGCUUCAACCUGUAGUGUCAUAUAGUACAAGAUCCAGUCAGUGGAAGAAAUUUGUAUUAUUUUUUAUUAUUAAUGUUAUUAUUCCUAAUCUUUUAAAUAGUAUUUAUUGAAUUGGACGUUAGACAGGAUAAAUGGUUCUAUAGCUAAAAGGACAUUUCAGGGAGAUGUGAACAUUGGUCCAGAUUCAGACAGAUUGUUGUCUCCAGUUUAUAGCUUCCUUGUGGGUACGUGGAAAGGAGGUGAUGCGGGCUUUGACGGAAACGGUUUAGUGUUCACAAGGAGUUCGAACCACGACGCUAGACGUCUCUUAGUCCGAUACAUGCUGUAAAGCUGAACGACGCAUCUUAAGGCCUGCGCAUGAGAAAUAAAGACGGAGAGUAAAAUGUGAAUAAGGACCCUGGCGGGUACAAGUUCUCUAACUCAGGUAGACAAAAGAGAUUUGCCUGGUGCUGCUCCUCCUUUCUAAUCAGACUUAAUCGGAUGCUGGAUUCUCGGCCUGAGGAAAAGAGGAGUGUUGACCUGGGUGUGGUUCUUGGCCAGCUGUGGCUUCGCAGGCAGUUUAGCUGAGGUUUUGUCGGCGUGUACAAGCCAAAGCCGCCUCAAGUGCCAGAGAGCGGAGCGAGCAGAGGCCCUGUUCAUCUCUUAGCGCAGACAACCAGAAGCAGACGCGCCAGCCGAACCGAGCAGUCCCGAUUCCCACCCUCACAGCUGCAACUGCUCGCUUCACUUCUCCUCCUCCUCCUCUCCUUCCUCUCACCCACUUCACAGCUCUUCUCGUCUCCAAUUCUCUCCUCCAUUUAUCGCCAUCUCACAUCUUUCUGUCCUGCCUUUCCCACGUGUUUGUCUUCCACGCUCUGUCUCUGUCUCACAUAUAUAUGUCUUAUCUCAGAUACUCCUGUUCCCUCCCUCGUUCGUUCGUGUGUGGAUUGUGGUAGUUUUCUUUUUGUUCACCUGUUGUUUAUCAUCAUACUUCAUCAUAAGCACACUUUGUUCCACUUAAGCAUUAAAAUUCAUAAGUUGCAUUGUACCGUUCAGAGAAGACUGUUAUUAAAGUGUCUCGCCGUAAACUAGAGCACUGAAGCACAAGACAGCAGUUCUGAUAAGUAAAUCUAAUAUGUUUAACCAUAAUUAUGCGUUAAAGGUUUUUUUUUUUUUUUUAAAUCAUGUUGGCUUAAUAGUUCAAUGAUUUCUCUCAUUCUAGUGUUUUGUCUCUCGGAUGAAUGUUUUUUUUUUUUUUUUUUAAUUGUUUGUUUGUUGUGCCUGAACUUUAUUUUAAUGCCAUUCCCUUUUUUUUUUUUUUUUUGGGAUCACAGGGCUGAACAUGUGGGAUACGCAAAUGUAUAUAGAUAUAUCUAUCUAUCUAUACGGUAUUCGACAUGUAAUAUACCAGAUUAAUUGGGCGAGGAAGUGACGACGUGCUGAGAACAUUUCAUACCUGAGAACAAAUGAUUUUAAAUUUGUAUGAAGCAAGUGAGUCAUGUUAAGAGAAAAUGUGUAAUUUUUCUGUAUCCAUGUUUGUCCUUCACUUGCAUUAGCAUUCUGAACUGUGUAUUUUUUCCACCUGAGAAGGGAUUUACUGUAAGAGAGUCACAUAAGCAGAGAUCAGGAGCUUGAGAUUUAAAAAAAAAAUAAUAAUAAUAAUAAUAAACACACACACACUUUGCUUGGUAGACCACACUGACUGACUGACGUUUAUUUGUCAAAAGCAGAGCAAAAUGGUAUUUAUUUUUUGGUGGUUGGCUUUAUUUCAUUUCAAUCUCUUUUUUUUAUUUUUUACAUUUAUUAUUUCUAUCUGU